AAAAAAAAAAAAGAUGAUGCGAACAACGUCUCACUCUGUGCACGUUCAGGCGCUAAGAAAGUGAGACAUUUUUCAACACCACUGUGUGGUUCAAAGAGUUAAAGAAACUUCUGUCACAAGUCGUGAUAAAUGUCAAAUAAAGUUACAAUGUUAGCUGACGAAAACAAAACUGAAAUAACUUUUAUAAUUUAAAUUUGUUAUUUACAAUGGAUUCACUCUUGAUAUACAAACCCGAGGAUUUUGUCAUUUUUAUAUUAACUAAGAUUAAACACACAGAAAAGGCUGUUCUCUUUCUCUAUCUCUAGCGAAAGAAAGAGAGAACGCGGUUUUAUGCGAAGUGCGUCAUGAUGUCGUAAAAAGAGAAGAGAUAAAAGCGCGCUCGCGCGCGGAUGUUAGAAGCACGUAACGCGAAAAUAAACGAUGGAGAUGUAUAUAAUUAAUGCCAUGUUUUUCUUUUCUUAACCGGUACUAUCUCUCGGAUAUCUGUCGUCAUCGCGUUCUCGCCGCAUCUACGUUCUUGAACUUGUACAACUUGACUUGAUCGUGCGAUCGCACGUACGGGCGGCGAUCAGUCACGAUUUAUCAACGGAGAGAGGUACGAGCGCGUUGCCGAACCGCGAGAAGAAUUAUAUCGAAGAGUGCGCGCGCUACAAACGUUCGCGCGCGAUUGUUCGACCGAUUAAUGAUUUUAAAUAUUCGUGUCGCGAAUCGAUGCGGACGUUGAAAACGAAAAGAUCUCUCUCGAUAAGAUUAUUUUCGGAAUCUUUGUUCCGGUAAAAAAACUGUGCGGAAAUAACCACGUCGCUUCUGCGCGCGCGAAGUGCGAGUUUUGCUCGCUCGAUAAAAAUUGCGAUCGAAGUUGAAGGCCGACGUCUUUCGCAGUCGUUCGCAGCCUCGUGGAAAGAAUUGUAACGAUUGAGAAGGCACACAUAGAGGGGAAUGUCAACGUCCGAACGAGACUAGUAGAUUUUGCUCGCUAACGACGUUUCCUGCAAUAAGAGAAGAUGAAGCUAUUCGCGAUCGUUUUCGCUCUUUCCUACUGGCUGACAAUCGGCGCUUGUCUCUCAGCUAGGAGAUUCUGCGCGCCAGAAACGGGAGAUGACUUCCAGCACGCUCACGUGGGCCUGAUAAUCUCGCCCAUAAUGUCCAACAAAAUGAUACGCGAGAUCGAGAUUUAUUGGAACCACGCCAAGUAUCGACCGGGCGAUACGAUAGCUCUUUACACGAGCGUGCCCGCAAACGGCCUCGAGCCAAUUUAUGCCCUGGUACCAGACGCGCCGAGUGGUAUCAAGAGAACCGGGUUGCAGGCCGCGUUCGUUCCCACUUCGAAUCUCACGUUUGUCCAACAAUGCUUGCAUUAUCACGUCGCCUGGCUGAGGAACGACACGAUAAGACUGACAAAUUGUCUGCGAACGCAGCCUCGCUGGAUGGCGGAGAGGAAAGAUAUCCUGGGAUCGCUGCCGAUGAGCAGGGUGUUUCUGCCCGGUACGCACGAUUCCGCGUCGUACGCGAUACACGAGCGGGCGAACAUCGAGAAUAUCGUCGAGAGAUACGUGAUAACGCAGGAUGUAGACGUGCUCGCACAGCUCAUCUACGGGGUUCGAUAUCUGGACAUCAGAGUCGGACAUUAUCCCAACACCAAUUCGGUAUGGUGGGCCAAUCACGGUGUGUUCAAGUCCGUUCCCAUGCAAAACGUCGUGAAUCAGGUGAAGAUCUUCCUCGAUAACACCAACGAGAUCGUGAUAUUCGACGUUCAGGAAUUUCCAGUCGGUUUCGGGAAGAAUCUGGACGUGCAUCACGACUUCGUCGGAUUUCUCGAGGAACAGUUCGCCGGUUACUACCUGCCGAAGACGUACGGAUGGACCAGCACGUUGAACAUGAUCUGGUCGUCCGGGAAGAGGCUCAUAAUCGGUUACGACGAGAAACGAGUUGUCAAUCGUUACGAGACCGUGUGGCCAUGCGUCACGCAUCAAUGGGGAAACGUCAGAACCAUCGAGGAUCUGUUCACCUAUCUGAACCGCAUCGAAACGGAGAGUUUCGGACAUCCCAGAUCGAUACCGAGAUCGGCGAUGGCGGAACUAACGCCUAACACGUUGGACGUAAUUUUAAAUCGUCUCGGAAGCAUUCGUCAAAUGGCGGAGAAAGUCAAUAUCAACGUAACAAAUUGGUACAACAACAAAUGGCAACGUAGCGCCAAUAUUGUCGCGGUUGAUUUCGUUCGAUCGUCCGGCAUCAUCGAGACCGCGAUCGAAUGGAACGAGAGACGGAACGUAAAUUGCUGAAGUUGCGCAAAUAUUGCCGAAGUUUCCCUCAUCCCCUUCCCUUUCUUCACUUUUUCCCCCGCGAGAUCAGACAAGUGUGCGAAGUAUCGAAGUUCGUCAAUAUGCUACUCUCUCGUAAAUUUUUAUACCGAUUAAUGGGAGAAAUUUUCAACGAAUGGUACUUAAUAAACUUGUUACUUACUUUGGACUACACAAGUAUGAUUUUUAACGUAGCGAUGUUAUUCGCCCGGAAGAAAAAAAAAGUCUUUCAUGUUUAAAUUAAUUCGGGAUAUAUAUUACAAAUUGCAACACGUACAAUCACAGACGUGAGAGCGCGUCUCGCACAUAAAUUUUUUACAUUAAAUUUAUUAUCGUGCAACGAAACUUCACACCGGAUAUCAAAUUUGCAAUGAAAGACCCCCUUUUUUUUCCCGAGCGCGCGCGUGAACGUUAAAAUUUUACACGCGAUAAAUUUUUUUUUAGACGAUAAAUCGCGUAGCCUAAACGUCUGAGAAUCAACGGAAAUAUGUCGCAAAAUAUUUUUUACAGUCAAUAUUAAAACCAACAUGUAUGUACAUUUAAAUCCGAAUUAUCCGAUCCCUCUCUGUCUUCUCAAGAAAUCUAUACGGAUAAAGCGCGCGCGUAACAAACAGUUUUGCGCAUCGCAAUCGCGUAACGCGCACCGUUCUUUUCGCGUGACAAUCACUUGUUCCGCCGGAUGUGCGAAUAAUGCUCCAAGGACCAAGCGAGAGAAACGAAAUAUAUAUUGUCCGUCGCGCGCAAAGUACAGGUGCGCGAUGAACUGAAAUCAGUUCAUCUCAUCCGGUGGAGACACAGAGAUGCUGGUAUUCGAUUGCGGAUAUGAAACGAAACCUGUGCGAACCGCAUCGGAUCUUGCCAGUAUUCGUCGCCUCUUCGCGCGAAGAGGACGACGAUAUAACGGGGAAGAAUCACCACAGAACCACACAAGACGGAUCGAUAGUUGGUUUUUUUUUUUUUGUCUUCUCUGUCUUGAACAAAUUUUUAUGGAAUCUCAUUUGUCAGCAAAUAAAUUCAAAUGAGUCAGAGUUUCUAGACAAAAACAAAACAAAACAAAA
Molecule: messenger RNA, 3358 nt
Organism: Pseudomyrmex gracilis
Lineage: Eukaryota; Metazoa; Arthropoda; Insecta; Hymenoptera; Formicidae
Product: PI-PLC X domain-containing protein 1-like
Exons: 7
Coding region: 1005-2282 (425 amino acids)
Biological process (GO): lipid metabolic process
Molecular function (GO): phosphoric diester hydrolase activity
Source: RefSeq, a predicted model, not a curated record